UUAAUCGGAUUUUAUUGCAUUAUACCAAGCGUUUAUAUGGAUCGUGAUUAUAAAUAAAAAGAAACAAAAAUACUUUCUAAAACAAACAUGACAACAUUUUUUAGUGUUCUUCGAGGACCAAAGCUUUUCAGAAUUUUUCAAAACGGCCUCACACCAGGAAAAAACUAUGAACCAUCACUGCUGGAAUCAGGUGCUGACAGGGUUAUCGGAACAAUACGGUUCUGUUGGUCUCUGUCUUAUUGGACAUCACCUCUACUGAUUGGAAUUCUUUACAGGAGAGGCCAUUUUACAGCAGAAGGAGUUGUAAACCUAGGGAAGUUUGUGAUGUACAUAGGAACCUUGUAUUACACAGCAGUAUUAGUGAGAGGUUUUGGCAGAUAUAUGAACCCUGACUAUAUGACAUUUACAGCUGUUCUGAUGAAUGCUCAAAGAGUUUUUAAUGAACAAAACAGGAAACUGUUAGCGGGAUAUGACUAUGCCUACUGGGCAAGUCCAGUUGCAUGGAGGUGGAAGGAUGUUAAUGUUGGGGAGGUGAAAAAGACAAAAAUUCAAGCAUCUAGUAACAGAGACCCUCCUCGGUCUGUCUUCUCUAUUCCAACAGAUAUACUCAGUUAUAUGUGUGCAAACACGUUUGGACGACGAAUGGUGUAUCCGGGAGCAACAGCAUUAAUAAAUACACUUGUUGAGGGGCCACUCUGUCAGGGAAGAGCUAAGCUUGUGGAGGAGAAACAAGGAGAAAGAGCUAAACUUUUAACAGAGGACAACAAUGAAAUAGACACAAUGUUUGUAGAUAGAAGGAACUCAAAUUCCAGGUUUGGAAAAACUUUGGUUGUGACAUGUGAGGGUAAUGCAGGUUUCUAUGAGAUAGGUGCCAUGGCAACGCCACUUGACCUUGACUACUCUGUGAUAGGCUGGAAUCAUCCAGGAUUUGCUGGAAGCUCUGGUGUACCAUUCCCAUCACAGGAACAAUGUGCAAUAGACGCAGUUAUGCAGUAUUCUAUACAUAAACUUGGGUUUACCCCAGAUAAUAUCAUUCUAUAUGCAUGGUCGAUAGGAGGUUAUACUGCAACAUGGGCAGCUAUGAAUUAUCCAGAUGUAAAAUUUGUUAUACUGGAUGCAACUUUUGAUGAAAUGAUGCCAUUAGCUCUAGCAAAAAUGCCAGAAUUUGCAAAAAGUCUUGUUGAAAAGACUGUGAACAGAUACCUUAAUCUUGAUAUAGCCGCACAGCUUGUAACGUACCCAGGACCAGUUUUGUUGAUAAGAAGAAGUAGAGAUGAAAUGCUGACAACUAUAGACCCAACUGCAAUACACACAAAUAGAGGGAACUUCCUUCUUCUGAAGUUAUUACAAGCCAGAUAUCCAAAUAUUGUAGACAACACAACAAAGCCAGUUCUGGAAGAUUGGCUUAGCAAGGAAAAAGGAGGACAAGAAGUUCUGAUGGCAGCUUUAGAAGUUGAUAGAGAAUGGUGCACAGUAGCCAUGACGUCUUUCAUGGAGGAGGCGGAAAGUACGACAUUUCCAUUGGACAUAGGGGCAGAUUAUACAGAACAACAGAAAGCGCAUAUGGCACUGUUUCUGGCAUCUAAUUACAUGGAAGAUUUUAAUUCGACACAUUGUACUCCCCUACCAACUCAGUUCUUCAGACAGCCAUGGACAGCUAUAUAACGAUUCUUAUCUUAGGCCUUUAUCUAUAAUUUUUGAACAUUAUCUUUUUUGUGUGAUCACUCAACAUGUGUCUGGUUGGGGAAUGCAGUUUUGAAAUUGUUCUUCAUUUGUUUUAUCUAUAUCCACAGUCAUUUUUUAAUCUAAUUGGUUUAAAUGUGAAUUAU
Molecule: messenger RNA, 1829 nt
Organism: Mercenaria mercenaria
Lineage: Eukaryota; Metazoa; Mollusca; Bivalvia; Venerida; Veneridae
Product: phosphatidylserine lipase ABHD16A-like
Exons: 19
Coding region: 88-1665 (525 amino acids)
Biological process (GO): monoacylglycerol catabolic process; phosphatidylserine catabolic process
Cellular component (GO): endomembrane system
Molecular function (GO): glycerophospholipase activity; monoacylglycerol lipase activity
Source: RefSeq, a predicted model, not a curated record